Molecule: messenger RNA, 1950 nt
Organism: Pieris rapae (cabbage white)
Lineage: Eukaryota; Metazoa; Arthropoda; Insecta; Lepidoptera; Pieridae
Gene: Tango5
Product: vacuole membrane protein 1
Exons: 10
Coding region: 215-1600 (461 amino acids)
Source: RefSeq, a predicted model, not a curated record
UCAGUUUUCGAUGAUGAUUGUUAAAGAGUGUUGUGUUAUGCCAUAGAUUUUUUUAUAUUUAGUUUCUGUGUUAAAGUACCAGUUGUAUUAGAGGGCAGCAAUAGAUUUUUUAUAUAAUUUAAUAAGUGAAUUGGUUUGUUGAUGAGAAAGUGCUAAGACUGUAAAGAAUGAGGACACAUAAAUAGCUUAAGCUUAGUGGAUUUGGAAAGAAAUAAUGACAAAACUAGCCAGCACUCGUCGGGCACGUAACCAAGCUGCAUCAUUAGCUAUACCCCGCCAAAACUCUGUUUCUGACAAUGGCAAGGUGCGUCAAAACCUCAGUCCAGAAGCUCUAGCAUCUAUGAGCAAGGAGCAACUGCGAGCAGAAUGUAGAAAACGUGGCCAACGGACUUCAGGCAACAAAAAUGAGCUGCUCGCCCGCUUAGGGUACUACAAGCUGGCGGCUGCAGUGCAAACUGACACGGAGCAAAUACAGCGUCCACGUAACGGGCUGCAUCACGCGCCGUCGAAAGAGAUUAAAACUAAACCAGCCCCUAUGGAUACCGACAGCUUAGUGCUAUGGAGGAGACCACUCACAACUUUGGAGUACUUUUUUCGGGAACUAUUUAUAUUAUGCUCAACGGGUUUACGAAGACUGUUAGCGUACAAAGGUUUAGCAGCAUCACUAAUUGUUCUAGUCAGCGGUGUCGCCGCCUCAUUUUAUGUUAAUGGCCCUCAUCAGCCGUUUGUGCAGGAGGCAGUACUGACUCUUGCUUGGUGGGGCUGGUGGGUGGUCCUCGGUGUUUGCAGUUCAGUAGGUCUCGGUACAGGCCUGCAUACAUUCCUCCUAUACCUGGGUCCGCAUAUAGCACGCGUAACACUUGCCGCGUACGAGUGCGGUGGACUUAACUUUCCUUCGCCUCCAUAUCCCAACGAUAUAAUAUGUCCGACGGAGAUUGACCCCCAAAACACCGUGUCGAUAUGGAAUAUAAUGGCCAAGGUUCGAAUAGAGUCUAUGAUGUGGGGUAUGGGGACAGCGUUGGGGGAGUUGCCCCCGUACUUUAUGGCCCGAGCUGCUCGGUUAUCGGGGGGCGGAGUAGCUGAACUUACAGCUGAUGACGAUUCCAAAACUGGCAGGGCAAAAGUAAUGAUCCAAAAACUGGUACAACGGGUUGGUUUCGCUGGUAUACUUGCGUGUGCGUCUAUACCAAACCCACUAUUUGACUUGGCCGGUCUCACUUGUGGACAUUUUCUGGUACCAUUUUGGACCUUCUUCGGGGCGACGCUUUUGGGCAAAGCAGUAAUCAAAAUGCACAUACAGAAGAUGUUUGUGAUAAUUGCGUUUAAUGAAACGCUGGUCGGCCAAGUUCUCCAAUGGGUAGAACGGAUACCGUACAUUGGGCCCAAACUAGAGGCUCCCUUACUGGAGUUCCUCAGGAACCAAAAAGCUAGAUUACAUAAAAAUGCCUCACAGACUGACAAUCAAGGCUCAGUCCUCUCUAUGUUAUUAGAAAAGUUUGUUCUAGCCAUGGUUCUAUACUUUGUGGUGUCUAUAGUGAAUGCGCUCGCACAGAAUUACAGCAAACGCUCCGCAAAGAAAAAGGGCAAGAAGAAGGAUUAGGGUAUGAAGGCCGCCGAAGCGGUCGGACUCGCACGGCGGAGGACAGAUAAGACUCAACGGCAUCGGUAGUACAUUGCUUUAUACUCUAUUAAUCAGAUUCAAAGUCGAGGUUUAGCUUGUAUGACUUCCGUACGCCAAAUUAGUUAGGGCACGGAAAUCUAAGUCUCGAUUCUGAAUCUGGGGAAUGAUUUACGCCAAUACCAUAGACGACGCCGAGCAUAGACUGUAUAGGCUAUUAUAAUAUUCGAACUUGCUUAAAAAAUGGCAUUAAAGGGGUAAUUGAGAGUAAGUUUAAAUGAUUUAAAUGAUACAUACAGCUUAGGUAUUGUAAUUGUCGCGUUAGUCAAUUU